AUGGAGACUCCAGCGGUUGAUGUCGAUAAUAUUAUCGAUAGAUUAUUAGAAGUAAGAGGUUCCAAACCGGGACAACAGGUCGAUUUGGAAGAGCACGAAAUUAGAUACUUGUGUUCCAAGGCCAGAUCCAUAUUCAUCAAACAGCCUAUCUUACUGGAACUAGAAGCACCCAUCAAGAUAUGUGGUGAUAUUCAUGGUCAAUAUUAUGAUUUGUUACGUCUAUUUGAGUAUGGUGGUUUCCCACCAGAAUCCAAUUAUUUGUUUUUAGGUGAUUACGUCGAUCGUGGUAAACAAUCCCUAGAGACAAUUUGUCUUCUGUUGGCUUACAAGAUCAAGUACCCUGAGAAUUUUUUCAUUCUAAGAGGUAAUCACGAAUGUGCGUCGAUUAAUAGAAUUUAUGGUUUUUACGAUGAGUGCAAGAGACGUUAUAACAUCAAACUAUGGAAGACUUUUACAGAUUGUUUUAACUGUUUACCAAUCGCAGCUAUUAUCGAUGAAAAGAUUUUCUGCAUGCAUGGUGGUCUUUCUCCAGAUUUGAACAGUAUGGAACAGAUUAGAAGAGUUAUGAGACCAACGGAUAUACCUGAUGUCGGAUUGCUUUGUGACUUGUUAUGGUCCGAUCCUGAUAAGGAUAUUGUUGGUUGGAGUGAAAAUGAUAGAGGUGUUUCGUUCACAUUUGGUCCCGAUGUGGUUAAUAGAUUCUUACAGAAACAGGAUAUGGAACUUAUUUGCAGAGCUCAUCAAGUGGUAGAAGACGGUUAUGAGUUCUUCAGUAAGAGACAACUGGUAACAUUAUUCAGUGCUCCAAACUAUUGUGGUGAAUUUGAUAACGCUGGUGCGAUGAUGAGUGUCGAUGAGAGUCUACUAUGCUCUUUCCAGAUUUUGAAGCCAGCUCAGAAAAGCUUACCAAGACAACAAGGUGGUAGAAAGAAGAAAUAG
Messenger RNA from Torulaspora delbrueckii, 939 nucleotides. It is a transcript of the gene GLC7, whose product is annotated as type 1 serine/threonine-protein phosphatase catalytic subunit GLC7. Gene Ontology annotation, cellular component: nucleus; cytoplasm. Gene Ontology annotation, molecular function: protein serine/threonine phosphatase activity. Lineage: Eukaryota; Fungi; Ascomycota; Saccharomycetes; Saccharomycetales; Saccharomycetaceae. Bases 1 to 939 code for a protein of 312 amino acids. The transcript is spliced from 2 exons. The record is from RefSeq and is a predicted model, not a curated record.